AUGGCCGACAGUAACACUGACGGAGAUGCCGCCGAGCAGCAAAUCACCUUCAACAUCAAGUCCUCCUCCGAUGCGAAGCACGUAGUCACAGUUCCACUGUCCAUGACCGUCGGCGACCUAAAACAGAAGAUCUCCACUCCAGAAUACGCAGAUACACCUCCAGAACGACAACGGCUUAUCUACAGCGGCCGAGUGCUGAAGGAUGCCGACACGAUAGCGAGCUGCAAGAUUAAGGAUGGCAACACAGUACAUCUGGUCAAGAGCGCAGCGAGCAAUCAGAGACAGAACCCCGCAAGUCAAGGCGGUGCCGUAGUGCCACCUGGAGCUGGACAACCCGCAUCGAAUGUGCCCUCCAACAUAGCAGCGGGAACCGGCACAGGCAAUCCUCUUGCACAGCUGACCGGCGCUCGCUAUGCCGGCUUUCAUGGCCUGCCCGGCGCGGACAUGUUCGGCGCAGAUGGCGGCAUGGGUGCGCCGCCGAAUCCGGACCAGAUGCUCAGAAUGCUCGAUGACCCGAACUUUGCACAGCAGAUGAAUGAGGCUAUGAACAACCCGGCAGUAUUAGACAUGCUUCGGAACAACCCGAUGAUCAGAGACAACCCGAUGGCACGAGCUGCGAUCGAAAACCCAGAGAUGCGCCGCAUGAUGCUGAACCCGGACAUGAUUCGGAUGCAGAUGAACAUGCAGCGUGCAAUGGGCCAGGGUGGUGGUGAGGGCGUAGGUGCAUUUCCUAUGCCAGGGCAGACUGAUACGACACCUGCCACACCAGGCGGUAACAACGAGAGCACUACGGGCACAAACUCAUCGGCCACAAACGCACCCAGCAACCCGUUCGCAGCGUUCGGUCAGGCAGGGUCAGGCGGCGCCGCGAAUCCUUUCGCGGCUCUUUUCCCAGGUGCUGGCGGAAACGCAAACCAAGCAGGAGGCGCACAAGGAGCCGGCGAUGCACCGGGUGCCGGUGCAGCGGGCCAGCAGAACCCAUUUGGUAAUCCGUUUGGAGGUCAAGGCCAGGAUGGACCAAACAACCCAUUUCAGCAGGCGGCACAGCAGAUGAUGCAAAACCCAGAAAUGAUGCAGAACAUGAUGCGCAUGAUGGGUGGUGGCAUGGGUGGUAACGCGGGAGGUGAAGGCGCUGGUGCCGGCGGUUUCAAUCCAUUUGGCGCCAUGGGUGGGUUCGGCGCACCAACCGAGCCACAAGCACCUGCAGACACUCGGCCUCCUGAAGAGCGCUACGAAUCACAAUUACAGUCACUGAACGACAUGGGAUUCUACGACUUCGACCGAAACGUUCAAGCACUGAGAAGAAGUGGAGGUAGUGUGCAGGGAGCAGUGGAAUACCUUCUUUCCAAUUAA
Messenger RNA from Fulvia fulva, 1353 nucleotides. Its product is annotated as Ubiquitin domain-containing protein DSK2. Lineage: Eukaryota; Fungi; Ascomycota; Dothideomycetes; Mycosphaerellales; Mycosphaerellaceae. The record is from RefSeq and is a predicted model, not a curated record. The coding region runs from base 1 to 1353 and encodes 450 amino acids. Gene Ontology annotation, molecular function: polyubiquitin modification-dependent protein binding. The transcript has a single exon. Gene Ontology annotation, biological process: ubiquitin-dependent protein catabolic process. Gene Ontology annotation, cellular component: cytosol.